This is a messenger RNA of Glossina fuscipes, 1539 nucleotides long. It is a transcript of the gene fzr, whose product is annotated as fizzy-related protein homolog. NCBI's taxonomy places the organism in Eukaryota, Metazoa, Arthropoda, Insecta, Diptera, Glossinidae. Gene Ontology annotation, biological process: anaphase-promoting complex-dependent catabolic process; positive regulation of anaphase-promoting complex-dependent catabolic process; positive regulation of ubiquitin protein ligase activity. Bases 77 to 1513 code for a protein of 478 amino acids. The record is from RefSeq and is a predicted model, not a curated record. Gene Ontology annotation, molecular function: ubiquitin ligase activator activity; protein binding; anaphase-promoting complex binding. Gene Ontology annotation, cellular component: anaphase-promoting complex. The transcript is spliced from 6 exons.
AUUUAUUAAAUAUAAAUUUAACAAAAAAAAAGAAAUAAAAACAAAAAAAAAAAAUUUAUACAAACAAUUAAAAAUCAUGUUUAGUCCUGAUUAUGAGAAACGCAUAUUGAAACACUGCAGUCCGGUGGCUAGAAAUCUUUUCAAUUCUUUUGAGGCCGCUUCAACCACCUCAUCACUGGAUCGAUUUAUACCUUGCAGAGCAAAUAACAAUUGGCAGACGAACUUCGCUUCAAUAAACAAAUCGAAUGAGAAUUCACCGCAGACUAGUAAAAAGCAACGGGAUUGUGGCGAAACUGCUCGAGAUAGUUUAGCGUAUUCGUGUUUAUUAAAAAAUGAAUUACUCGGUACCGCAAUUGAGGAUGUGAAAGCCGUUAGCGAUGAACGUAACGAAAACACUUACACACCUACUACAAAACGUAGUCUAUUCAAAUAUCAAUCGCCUACGAAACAGGAUUAUAAUGAACAAUGUCCAUACUCGUUGUCGCCUGUUAGCACAAAAUCACAAAAAUUACUGCGUUCACCCCGCAAAGCAACCAGAAAAAUAUCACGCAUACCGUUCAAGGUUUUGGAUGCGCCAGAAUUACAAGAUGAUUUCUAUUUAAAUUUAGUCGAUUGGUCAUCGCAAAAUGUUUUGGCUGUCGGUUUAGGUAGCUCUGUUUACCUAUGGAGCGCCUGUACAAGCCAGGUAACACGUUUGUGUGAUCUAAGCCCGGAUGCGAAUACUGUUACUUCGGUAUCAUGGAAUGAACGUGGUAAUCUAGUAGCAGUUGGUACACACCAUGGCUAUGUUACAGUAUGGGACGUAGCUGCCACUACACAAAUUAACAAAUUAAAUGGGCAUUCAGCGCGUGUGGGAGCUUUGGCUUGGAAUGGUGAUAUCUUGUCAAGCGGUUCAAGAGAUCGCCUCAUUAUACAAAGGGAUACACGCACACCAGCGCAACAAUCUGAACGUCGUUUAGUUGGACAUCGUCAAGAGGUUUGCGGUUUAAAAUGGUCACCGGAUAAUCAAUAUUUGGCCAGUGGCGGCAAUGAUAAUCGCUUAUAUGUAUGGAAUCAACAUUCAUUAAAUCCAGUGCAAUCUUAUACGGAGCAUAUGGCUGCGGUGAAAGCUAUAGCUUGGUCUCCACAUCAUCACGGCUUGUUAGCAAGUGGCGGCGGUACAGCAGAUCGUUGCAUACGUUUUUGGAAUACAUUAACAGGACAGCCUAUGCAGUGCGUGGAUACAGGUUCGCAGGUGUGCAAUCUAGCUUGGUCUAAGCAUUCGUCGGAAUUGGUAUCAACUCAUGGCUAUUCACAAAAUCAAAUCCUAGUGUGGAAAUAUCCAUCGUUAACCCAGGUGGCAAAGCUAACAGGUCAUUCAUAUCGUGUUCUCUAUUUGGCUUUAAGUCCAGAUGGUGAAGCCAUAGUAACAGGGGCCGGUGAUGAAACAUUACGCUUUUGGAAUGUUUUCAGUAAAGCGCGCAGUCAAAAGGAAAAUAAAUCAGUCUUGAAUUUAUUUACAAAUAUUAGAUAAAUUUGAUAGAAAAAAAAAAAAAAAAA